UGUAAACAAAAAAGGUGAAGUUUCCAUCUGUUUUGACGUUUCAAGGCUUUUUAUAUUUUUAUCGUAUUUAUUAAAGUUUUUCUUCGGAUUUGUAGUCGUAAAUAGUGAAGUAUUUUUAAAAAAUUCGAAAUUCGACAUAGAUAAAGUUUCAAAAUGGGUGAACACAGUUUCGAGUCGAAUUUCGUAUCAAUGAAACAUUCAGUGCAGUUUUUAGAUAUUCAAGAUCAGUAUUAUUGCAAUGCUGAUCUGUUAUGUACCUUUAAAUUUAAUGACUAUGUCCCACAGGAGGGUGAUAGGGUUGCUAUUUUUAAGCUAGGAUGGAGUUUCGUUAAGGACUAUAUACUUUUUGAGUGGGCCCCUGUAGAUACAAAGUCUGAAGAUAAUAUUUAUACUGUAACAUUCAAUAAACAUGUGUUGCCCAAGAAGAAUUUUGAUGAGAUAUACCAAAUAUGUUAUCUUAGUGGAGAAAAUGAGUUACAUGGGGCUAGCUCACCCUUCCAGUUAUCUAGCGAAAAACCAAAACCAAUUGAAAUAUCGACAUCAGUAUUCACAGUUGAAGACAGUCUGUACCAAAGUUUAUCAAAACAUAAAGUAAUAUCUACAGUUCACUGUGAUCAUGAAGACGAAAUUAAAAAACUGAAAGAAGAAAAUCAAAUAUUGAAAGAAGCUCUUAAAGUGGCUUUGGCACAUAACGAGUCUCCCCAAUCAACUAGUAAAAACUAUGACAAAGAUAUAGCAGAUUUAAAACAAAUUACAGGUGAGUUAAAGAGUUGUUUAGAGAUGCAACGACAAGAAUUCGAUGUACUCAAAACGAAAAUAACAGAUAGCAAAGAAGAGUACAAAAAACUUUAUUUAGAGAAAUAUAAAAUCCACAAAAAAUACGAACAUCUAAAGACUAAGAUCGAAAGGGAAGCCAAACCCAAUAAUUUUCGUCUUGAGUUUGAUAUUUCCGACUUAGACUCUAUGCCACCUUUUCCUCUUUCUAAUUCUAAUGAUCUUAAUAAAUAAUUCGGACAUGGAGCUGAAGCUCUGUAUACUCUGUAUAUAUUUAUGUAUGAUGUAGCAUCACAUUACAGUAUUUUUGUUAUUCGAAAAUAGGUUUUACCUUGUACAGCCGUUGUGUGGUAUAGUUUUUGUGACGAUAGAUAUAUCUAAUUAUCUAGAUAAGAACAAACGAAUUAGUGCAAUAUAGAACAGGUCAGAAAUCACUAGGCUGUUCAAUAAGUUUUGCGGCUUGAUAAGAAAAAUACAAUUUUUAGGUUUCCUCUUCCUCAUCACAAAGACGGCACCGUGGGGGCCAUCAAGGGCGGAUCCAGGGAGGGGGCCAUGAGGGCCAUAGCCCCAUCCGAGAAUUUAAAAAAAUAUAAAUUUAAAUAUUUGCAGUUAAAAUGUUUUUAGGUUUAAACACAUAUAUGUAUAAAACAGAGGAUAAUCAUGUCUUUUGAACAAAAGCAGUAACGGAAGCUUCAAGAAUGACAUAGGAUGUUUUAUAAAUUAAAAUGUUGAUAAUUUUACAGAGUGCCGAUUGUUAGAACGAUCUUGGCAGCCAUUAAAAUCGUAUCAAUUUUCACAUUCUGUACACAUACAGAAUAAAAAAAAGAAGCGUUACUUGGGUCACCAGCACUGAGAACAAAAAAGUGGGUUGGUACUUUCGCACAUUCAAAAGGCAUUGUUUUGCAAGUACAUACUGCGUUUUAUUUUUCUAAUGAAAAAUAUGGCCAGAAUAAAGGGAUGACAGCCCAAAGCCUUGUCACUAAACCUUUAUCAUCUUUUGCCAAACUCAUGGGCAAAGACGGAGGCAUACAAACCCAUGAAAAAACAUCAUACCACAAGGAGUUCAUUCAGGUUGGGUUGGAUUUUCUAUAAAGUUAUCGCAACCUGCAAAAGUCAUUAACCAGAUAGACUCUCAGAGGUCUAAAGAGAUACAAGAAAAUUGAGAAAGACUACGACCAACAGUAAUCUAUAGAGUUCUUAGGUCAACAAAAUAUUCCUCUAAGAGGUCAUCGUGAUAAUGGCCUUCUGCUUCUGGACGAAGAUGCUAGACCUAGCAAUGAGGGGAAUUGUUAAGGUUUAAAAUCGCAUCAGGAGAUAAGACUCUUAAACAACACCUAUCCACAGCAUCUUCCUGAGCAACAUACAUUAGUAGCACCAUUCAAAAUAAAUUGAUAACAUGUUGUGAAGAAAUAAUUGAACAACUAAUGAAUCAGGUUCAAAGCGCAAAUUAUUACUCUGUCAUAUUUGACGAAACGAGUGACGUGUCCCACAUGGAACAGCUUUCUCUAAAUUUGAGAUACAUACACAAUAACAACAUUCGUGAAGACUUUGUCAAGUUCAUUGACGCCUAUGAGAACAUAAAAAUAAUUAGUGAAAAUCAAGAAAGAGGGGAAAAAGAAGGCCUGACAGGAAAAGCAUUGGAAAAAAUAGUAUUAAACUUAUUGAAAGAACUGCACUUGGAUCCGAAGAAAUGUGUAGGAAUCGGUACUGACUUUAAUAAUACUUUAUUUAUUAGUGUUACGUUUUGAAUGUCUUUAUGCUGAAAGUGUGUGAAAAGUGUCUUAAAACUAACCAAUAACAAUAAUUUUUAAAAAUUACCACCACACCCCCUGGUACUUCUCCCCAAAAAAAGGUCAUGGCCCCUCCCGAAAAUCGGUCCUGAAUCCGCCCUUGGGGGCCAUCCGCUGAUCCAAGCAGAUAUACACUGACAGGCACGAAAAACGGGCACUCCACAAAAUGGGAAAUUUUUGAUGUCUCGAAUUUCCUAAACCUGUUUUCUGAUUUAAGUGAUUUUUUAAAUAUCUUAUAUUCUUGAACAAUAUCGCUGUAAUAAUAUUGUUGCUAGGCAAGGUAAAUUAUCAUUGUAUACAGGGUGUACCAAUCAAACUGUGUUUUUUUCUCAAGUUCAAAACACUCUGUGGAAUAUUCUAGCAAAUUAAAACCCAACUAUAGCCUCAGGUUUUCUUAACAUUUUGUUUUUUGAUUCAAUCGCUUAUGUUGAAUAAUAAAAAAGUUAGAUACUUUAACAACUAGCCAUGUUCUUCAUCAAUCAGGGUGUUUCUAAAUAAGUGCGACAAAUUUUAAGGGGUAAUUCUGAAAAAAUAAUGAUCAUUAGCUUUAUAAACAUUUGUCCGCAAAUGCUUCGUUUCCGAGAUACGGGAUGUUGAAUUUUUUCUUACAAACUGACGAUUUAUUUAUUGCUCUACAACCGGUUGAGAUACGCAAAUGAAAUUUGGUAGGUUUUAAGAGGUAGUUAUUACGCACUUUUUGACAUACAAUUCAGAAUUUUAUAUUCACCAUAGGCGUGCAUACUUGUCAGAUGACGAGUCAUAUUACCCGUAUGCACGCCAAUGGUGAAUAUAAAAUUCUUAAUAAUUGUAUUUCAAAAAAUAAGGAAUAACUACCUCUUAAAACCUACCAAAUUUCAUUUGCAUAUCUCAACCGGUUUUAGAGCAAUAAAUAAAUCGUCAAUUUGUAAGAAAAAAUUCAACAUCCCGUAUUUCGAAACGAAGCAUUUGCUGACAUUUGUUUAUAAAGCAAACAGUCAUUGUUUUGUCAAGAAGAAUUACCGCUUAAAGUUUGUCGCACUUAUUUUGAAACACCCUGUAUUGAUGAAGAACAUGGCUAGUUGUUAAAGUACCUAACUUUUUUAUUAUCGAACAUAAGCAAGUGAAUCAAAAAACAGAAUGUUAAGAAAUCCUGAGUCUAUGGUUGGGUUUUAAUUUCAGUAUUUUAUAAAUGCUAGAAUAUUCCACACAGUAGUGGGUUGAACUUUGAGAAAAAACACAGUUUGAUUGGUACACCCGGUAUACGAUGACAGUUUAUCUGUCUAGAAACAAUAUUAUUACAGCGAUAUUGUUAAAGAAUGAGACUAUAACAUAUUAAAAAAAUAACUUAAAUCGGACAACAGGUUUAGUAAAUUCGAGACAUAAAAAAUUUGGGGGUGCCCGUUUUUCGUGUCGGUCAGUGUAGAUGUCUUCUGACUUUACAGCAUCUACGGUUCGGAAGGAAAAGUUGAGCUGUAAGGCGUCGUUUAAACACAACGACAAGUCACAGCAACUAGUUGUGAUGAUAAGUUGAAACGCUGUUUAGACGCUGCGAUUCAAUGCGAUACCACCUUCAACCCAACUCCAACUUUGAUAAGUUGUGCGAUGCACCGUUUACACACAAUGAUAAGUUGCAACAACUCGAUUGACCUUGAUAAGUUGUUUGAUUUAUCGCUGUGUUUAAACGACCCUUAAGAUGAGUAGGUAAUAAACGGAUAUGAUCAUUGUUUCAAACAUCUGCAAAAGUUGUUUGAAUUGAACACGGGCGCCCAUAUAAAAAUUUUCAGGGGGGGGGGCAGACGUGAAGAUGUUGCACAUUAUAUUUUGUAUACUUUGGGCGCCCAUGGAAUGGAAUAAGACCUGAAGAUAUAUGUUCAAUAUUUUGGUAAGCUGUACAAGGGCGAGUGUUUUUUACAUUUUGACUUCAAAUUUCCUCAAAAUGUAGUUACAAUAGAAUUGACGAUUUAAUGAUAACGGGACUAUCGGGGAAUUACCUGAGAGAGUUAUUAUAAAUAACAAAUGAGAUAACGAUUUACGAUUAGGUAAUAAAGAUUUUUGAUGAAUUUGAAUUGAUAUAUUUACUUUAAUUAACAAAAUAUUUUAUCAUCAUCAUAAUGGUUUUCAGUGUAUUGUAUUUAUUAUACAGGGGAAUCCCAAUAUAAACAGUUAAUAUUAACACUAACAAAUACAAAACUCGUUUCAUAAUAGAGUGCAUGGAUAAAAUUAUCGAAUAUUUGAAAAAGAUUGAAUUUCUACUCAUUUUCUCCUCGUUUUUUUAGUGCUUACAUAUUCCUUGGACUUCUACUAUUCUCCUUAUCAUAGGCAUAUUUCAGUGCGUCACAGUUUUUCGAUUUCUUUCUAACGCAUUAAGUUGGAAGUGACAGAAAAAAGGUACGUCCGUGAUUAAAAUUAUUUAUAAUAUUUAUUGUAGUCGUUGAUAGAUAGCGCUAGAAUCGGACAAAAAAUUAUUUAUGUAUUAUCUAUAAUCUAUACGACUAUAAUCUGUACAAUUUAUAAAACUAUACAAAUCAAAGAACAUACCUUUUUAUAAAUGAAAUAAACACAAUUGAUUUGUUUUUAUACCAAAUUAAGAUUACGAUUUUGACAACUGUCAGUUUUAAAUAAAAUAUGCUAUGAUAUGAUUCUCUACAUUAUUAAAAUCAUAUAUUACAUCAUUAAUGACACACUGAAAGACUGAGAAAAAUUUUAAAUUAUAGUAUAGAUAUGUAAUAGGUAAAUCGGUAAACCUAAAUAUUUUUUUCGAUUAUAGCGCCAUCUAUCAACAACUGGAAUAACUGUUAUACCUACAUGCGUAUGUAUCUCGGACGUGCCUUUUUUUUCUGUCACUUGCGUCACAAUGAAAAAAGCUCCUGAGAAGAGCCAUACCUAGAAGUUAGAAUACGUUGUUAGAUCGAAUCGAAGUUUUUACAUUUUACAUGAAACAAGAUUGGUUUUUCUAACGCGCCGUUUUAGCUCAUCUCAUAUUGUGUUCUAUCGGAUUUAAGUCCGGGCUGCGUAUUUACGUUUCCGUGUUCAUUUCAAGACAGGGUAGUUUUGAAAUAGGCACGGAAACGGCAGAGCAUAUUUGCUUUCAAACACGACGUGUGCAUUUCAAGAGGUUUAAUUUUGAAAUGCGCACUGGUUUGUAAAAGAACUUCGCGCGUAAAGUUAUCACAAAUACGUGUUAAAUUGUUACGGUUUUUUUUAUUCUAUUCAAACUGUUUAUCACAAAUAGCUCCAAUCUCAGAAUAACAAAUUAUCAUUCGUUGGAUCUUUUUUUUUCUUUAUAAAUUUUAAAAAAACUAAAAGUAGUACAAAAAUAUCCUGUCUUAAAGUAAACUAUUAUGAUACGUAUACAUCAGCACUUUUUUUCGCUUUUGUAUUUUCUCUAGGCGAUCUACCUGUUAUAUAGAGUGUCCCAAAAGUAGUGGAACGGUCGAAUAUUUCGCGAACUAAACAUCGGAUCGAAAAACUGAAAAAUACGUGUUCAAUCAUUUUCAAAAAUCUAUCCAACGACAACAAACACCAAUCCCCACUACACCCUCUGGAGGUGGGGUGGGGGCUAACUUUAAAAUCUUAAAUGGAAAUCUCCAGUUUUUCUUGCACAUUUGGAUUCGUUACGUAAAAGUAGGCAACUUUUAUUCAAGACGUUUUUUCGAACUGUGGAUAGAUGGCGCUAUAAUUGGGAAAAACGAUUUAUCCUGAUACCGUAGGUAAAUUAUAGAAACGGUCUAAUAUCUCACGAAAUACACUUCCAAAUGAGAAACCAAAAAACAGAUUUUUAAUCUUUUUUGAAAACCUAUCGAAUAACAACAAACAUGACCCUCCAACCCACCCCCUGGAUGUGGGGUGGGGGUAACUUUAAAAUCUUAAAUAGCAACCCCCACUUUUUAUUGCAGAUUCGAAUUCGUCAUAAAAAAUUAAGCAACAUUUAUUCGAAACAUUUUUUAAAAUUUCUGAUAGAUGGCGCUAAUAAAUCGAAUUUUUCCAAUUACGGCGCCAUCUAUUAACAAUUCCAAAAAAUGUUUCGAAUAAAUGUUACUUAAUUUUUAUAGCGCCAUCUAUCCACAGUUCGAAAAAAUGUCUUGAAUAAAAGUUGCUUACUUUUAAAAACAGGGGGUUUCCAUUUGAGAUUUUAAAGUUACCCCCCACCCCACCUCCAGGUGGUGUAGUGGGGGUUGGUGUUUGGUGUCAUUGGAUAGAUUUUUGAAAAUGAUUGAACACGUAUUUUUCAGUUUUUCGAUCCGAUGUUUAGUUCGCGAAAUAUGCGACCGUUCCACUACUUUUGGGACACCCUGUAUAUUCAAGUUUUUCAUUUCUACGGAAAUAAAUCUACAGUUUAUAUAUAUCUGUAAAAAUAUCUGGAAAAAUCUAUAUAAAACAAAGAAAAACCUACUGAUUGUUCUUUUUUUUUGUCUCCAUCAGUGCCUUGUUCAUUCCUGGAUAUACAUACAAACAAGAGCAAUCAGUAGACUUCUCUAUAGAUUUUGUAUGUAGAUUUAUUUCCAAAUGAAAAACUUAUACGAAAUGAAAAUAUAACAGGCAGAUCGUCUAGAGAAAAUUGAAACAAACUGUGGGGUAAAAAUGGUAAAUGCUGAAAAGCAUUUGACAAAAGAGAAAAAAAUUGCUGAUAUAUACGUAUCAUAAUAGUUUACUACAGAUUUAGUAAACUUACAGUUUACUAAGACAAAAUAUUUUGGUACUGCUUUUGAGUUUUUUUGAAAAUUUAUAAAGAAAAAAAAGAUCCAACAAAUGAUACUUUGUUAUUUUGCAGAUAGGAGCUAUUUGUAAAAAACACUUCAAAUAGAAUAAAAAACCGUGACAAUUUAACAUAACAUAACGCGUAUUGGUGAUAACUUUGCGCACGAAGUUCUUUUACAAACCAGUGCGCAUUUCAAAAUUAAACGUCUUGAAAUGCACACGUGUUUGAAAGCAAAUAUGCUUCGCCGUUUCCGUGCCUAUUUCAAAACUACCCUGUCUUGAAAUGAACACGGAAACGUAAAUACGCAUCCGGGCUAUAUGGUGGCCAAUCCAAAGUUUGAAUCUGAAGUUUAUGUAAUCAGUUACUAGGCCACUGGGAUCGCGCUUAUCAUCCGAUAAGUCGGGCUCUGGCCUUCUCCAGCAUCCCUUUCUUUGGAUACCUGGAACCUCCAGUUAUCCACCCUGAAUAUCUCUUUAGCAUCAGCAUCGGUUCUCACUUUGUCUAUUCACCUCUUUCUUGGUCUUCCUGCUGACCAGUAUCCCACCAUAGUUUAACUAAGCGUUGUAGUGUAUUAUCCAUUCUUAUAAGGUGACCUGUCCAGUGCAAUCUUUGUAUUUUUGCAUAAUUUGCUAUAGACACAUCAGUUUACUUCAAUAAUUUUCUAGUAACAGCAAAUAUUCGAUAAUUUUGUCCUCAAGUAUAUAUUUAUUUUAACCUGUCAUAUAUUUUAUGGUUAAAACUUAUUCCACAAUAGACAAUAUGUUUGAGAAUAGGAUCUUCUCGUUUUCUAUGAAUGUAGAUAAUGAUAAUAGCAAUCGGCUUAAUGAGUUAUAUUUUUGUUCUUGUGAUCUCUAUUUUGUAUAGGUAGUUAAUAAUAUUUUUGUAUUGUCAGGAUCAGAAUAUGAAAUUUUGUAGAUAGGAAGUUUUUCCAUUUAUUUAUUUAUUUCGUAGUUGUAUAUAUUUCUGAAUAAAAUAUGUGUAUUACUUUGGUAAAA
Diabrotica virgifera virgifera (western corn rootworm) is the source of this 8237-nucleotide messenger RNA. RefSeq names its product calcium-binding and coiled-coil domain-containing protein 2-like. The transcript has 3 exons. NCBI's taxonomy places the organism in Eukaryota, Metazoa, Arthropoda, Insecta, Coleoptera, Chrysomelidae. The coding region runs from base 154 to 1008 and encodes 284 amino acids. The record is from RefSeq and is a predicted model, not a curated record.